AUGGCCCCCAACGGAACUGCCCCGCUCGACCCCUCCUUGGCCGUGGAGCACCUGAAGACAUACGAGAGGUCUGAUGGCCUUUCGGUCCAGGAUCUUAUGGACUCGCGCGUCCAUGGCGGCCUCACCUACAACGAUUUUCUCCUCCUCCCAGGCCACAUCGACUUCUCCGCGGCCGACGUCGUCACCGAAAGCCGUAUCACGCGCAACGUUGUGCUCAAGACGCCCUUCUUGAGCAGCCCUAUGGACACCGUCACGGAGAGCGAGAUGGCUAUCGCCAUGGCGCUCUUGGGCGGCCUCGGCGUUAUUCACCACAACCAACCGGCCGCUGCUCAAGCGGCGAUGGUCCGUGCCGUCAAGAGACACGAAAAUGGUUUCAUCACCGACCCCGUCGUUCUCACCCCCGACCAUCUCGUGGAGGAUGUUCUGGACGUAAAGGGCCGCUUGGGCUUCGCGGGUAUCCCCAUCACAGACACUGGCAAGCUUGGCGGGAAGCUCGUCGGCAUCGUCACGAACCGGGACAUCCAGUUCCGCUCUCACUCCACGCGGCUCGCGGAGGUGAUGACCACUGAUCUUGUCACGGCCAAGGAAGGUAUCACUCUUCAAGAGGCCAACGACAUUUUGCGCGACUCUAAGAAGGGCAAGCUUCCAAUCAUUGACUCGAACGGCUGCCUCACUUCUCUCCUUGCGCGCUCCGAUCUCCUGAAGAACAAGACAUACCCUCUCGCCUCCAAGCUGCCUGAGAGCAAGCAGCUGUACGCCGCCGCCGCCAUUGGCACUCGGCCCGCGGACCGCGAGCGCCUCGAGCUACUGGUCGAAGCCGGCUUGGACAUCGUGGUCCUCGACUCUUCUCAGGGCAACUCCGUCUUCCAGCUCGAGAUGAUCCGCUGGAUCAAGCAAACUUUCCCCAAGCUCGAGGUCAUCGCCGGCAACGUCGUCACCCGCGAACAAGCCGCGAACCUGAUCGCUGCUGGCGCCGACGGCCUGCGCGUAGGCAUGGGCUCUGGCUCCAUCUGCAUCACCCAGGAAGUCAUGGCCGUCGGCCGACCUCAGGCCACUGCCGUCUACGCCGUCGCCGAGUUCGCGAACAAGUUCGGUGUCCCGGUAAUCGCGGACGGUGGUGUCUCCAACGUUGGUCACGUCGUGAAGGCCCUCUGUCUCGGUGCGGGUGCGGUCAUGAUGGGCGGUCUGUUGGCCGGAACGACCGAAGCGCCUGGUGAAUACUUCUGGCACGACGGCAAGCGUGUCAAGACGUACCGCGGCAUGGGAUCUCUGGAGGCUAUGGAACAGGGCAAGCCUGCGGCUCCGUCUGUAGAGCGUGGUGGCAACGGACCCGGGUCGUCGAAGCCCCCCGCAAAGUCAACGACGCUUGAGAACGCGGCGACGUCGCGAUAUUUCUCCGAGUCCUCGGCGGUCAAGGUUGCGCAAGGUGUGUCGGGUGACGUGCAGGACAAGGGCUCCGUCCACGCCUUCCUCCCAUACCUCUACGUCGGCCUGCAGCACUCGUUCCAGGACAUGGGUGUGCGCUCCGUGCCCGAGCUCCGCGAAGGCGUGAAGGCGGGCACGGUUCGCUUUGAGUUGCGUACGACAAGCGCCCAGAUCGAGGGUGGGGUGCACGGGCUGAACUCGUAUACCAAGCGGCUCUUCGCGUGA
Molecule: messenger RNA, 1650 nt
Organism: Epithele typhae
Lineage: Eukaryota; Fungi; Basidiomycota; Agaricomycetes; Polyporales; Epitheliaceae
Product: IMP dehydrogenase
Exons: 5
Coding region: 1-1650 (549 amino acids)
Biological process (GO): GTP biosynthetic process
Cellular component (GO): cytoplasm
Molecular function (GO): IMP dehydrogenase activity
Source: RefSeq, a predicted model, not a curated record